This is a messenger RNA of Acaulospora colombiana, 554 nucleotides long. Lineage: Eukaryota; Fungi; Glomeromycota; Glomeromycetes; Diversisporales; Acaulosporaceae. The record is from the annotation of a GenBank genome assembly.
AUGGAUACCAAAACCUUGUCAAAUAAUCGAGAAUACUUGCUUUCUCCCAAAACGAACACCUAUCGUCGUCGUUCUAAAAGUCUUGGAGAUAAGGAGGAAAAAGAGGGAACUCAUAACCAUGUUAGGCACCAUUCUCCUCCACCAAAACACGCUCACCAUCAACCGGUCAUGAAAUUCAACAGUGACAUGUGGAUGCAGGAAUUUAGGCAAUCCGUUAUUAAAAAAUUAUUUAAAGAAGAACGCUUCAAAGACUUUCAAAAGAGGCGAAACUUGGAUAGCAUUAUGGAUAUCAGUGAUGAUGAAGAGUGGGCGGAACAACAAAAGAUCAUUCCGGUAGUGAUCGCAGCCCCCGAUUUAAUCCGAUCGGUGGUUCAAAAUGAAUGGGCAAACUAUAGCGCGUUCUCUUCAGAGUAUCGUCAGUGGUUACAACAAUCACAGAUAGGGACAUCGCCAAUGGAAGUUCAACAAUUGCAACAGCAACAUGAAGCCUUUAUUAAUAGUUUGCCCUCAGAAAUUGCUCAAGCUGUUGCAACAAAGAAUUUGCCUUCGGAUUG